UGGCAGGCCGGUGGUGAGCACCGCCGGUCGGCGCCGAGCCGUCGCUGACGUCAGCGGAGCCCGGGCUCGAGCCGGGGUCCCGGCAUCCCCGACCUUCCGCCACCGCCGUCUGCGGCACGCUCGCCACACGGCUCUGACACGUCAGGAUCUACACUAAUCCUCCGCCCUUCGAACGUGCCAAAUAUAACGUCUAAAUAACUCACAAAUAGACUGAAUUUCAAAAUAACAUAAAUAUCUAAUCACCUGUAACAUACUUUUAAAUAUUCCAGUUUUUAUAUUUGUUAUUAUUCCUACAUAAUUUCGUGACGCACAGCAAAUGUGUGGGUUUCAUUCAUGUAACCCCGGAGAGUUAGCGAUUGAUCUGCACUUGGCAACAACGGUGGCGGCGGUCGCGAACGGUCCUUAGUUCUUAGCUAACGCUCGGUGGAUUAAUUGAUAAAAUGUUGGGAUUGAAUACGGAAAAUAGUCGUGGAUUCAUUUAGUCAAAGGAGUGUGGUGGGUAGCGAGCGACGCGCCGCGCCCAUGCCCCUAAGUCUGGUUGGCGGCAGCGCAGGAGGCGGCGGGCGCGCAGGCUCGCGCGGCGCCAGCUGAUACCAUGGGCGGCGCGCACCAGCCCGCAACUCCGGGGCCCAGCUCGCUGUUUAUAUUUUCCGACGAAAAUCUUAUUCGGAGAACAACAAAAUUUAUUAUCGAGUGGCCGCCUUUCGAGUACGCGGUGCUACUUACCAUCAUCGCCAACUGCGUGGUGCUGGCGCUGGAGGAGCAUCUGCCCAACGGCGAUAAGACCAUCUUAGCACAGAACCUGGAAAAGACCGAGACGAUCUUUUUAGGCAUAUUUUGUGUAGAAGCAUCGUUGAAAAUUUUAGCCUUAGGUUUUGUUUUACAUAAGGGAUCUUAUCUUAGGAACAUUUGGAACAUCAUGGAUUUUUUUGUUGUGCUAACGGGUAUCAUCACGCAGACGCCGAUGGUGCCCGAAGUCGACUUCAGGACCUUGCGUGCCAUUAGGGUGCUGAGGCCCCUUAAAUUAGUAUCGGGCAUUCCUAGUCUGCAAGUGGUCCUGAAAUCCAUAAUAAAGGCGAUGGCCCCGUUGCUGCAGAUAGGCCUGUUGGUGCUUUUCGCGAUUGUUAUCUUUGCCAUCAUCGGCCUCGAGUUCUACUCGGGCGCGCUGCAUAAGACUUGUUAUAGUUUAGAAGAUAUUAGUCAAAUAGCAAAUGAAGGUGACAGUGCAACACCGUGUAAUGCUGAUAACCAAACACUAGCUCCGUACGGGGCGAACGUUUGCAGAGAUGACAUCAGCACGUGUUUAGAGAAAUGGGAAGGGCCAAACAGGGGCAUCACGUCUUUCGAUAAUAUCGGCUUCGCAAUGCUCACUGUCUUCCAGUGCAUCACCAUGGAGGGCUGGACCGCCAUUCUCUAUUGGACAAACGACGCGCUGGGUUGUGCGUUCAACUGGAUUUACUUUGUGCCUCUAAUAGUAUUGGGUUCAUUCUUUAUGCUCAAUUUAGUUCUUGGUGUCCUUAGCGGUGAAUUUGCUAAAGAAAGAGAAAAAGUCGAAAAUAGACAAGAAUUUCUUAAGCUACGAAGGCAGCAACAACUUGAGAAAGAGCUCAACGGUUAUGUUGAGUGGAUAUGUAAAGCUGAGGAAGUUAUAUUAGCGGAAGAAAGAACAACAGAAGAAGAAAGAAUGCAUAUAAUAGAAGCACGGAGAAGAGCAGCUGCCAAAAAGAAAUUAAAAAAUUUAGGGAAAAGUAAAAGCACUGACACAGAGGAAGAAGAACAAGACGAGGAAUGCGGGGACGACGUUCCAAAGAAAAAGCAAGGUUUUCUGAAAGGAAAAUCGAGGUCGCCUGGCAAAUGCGCAGAUUUCUGGCGUGCUGAGAAGAGGUUUCGGUUUUGGAUUAGGCAUACGGUGAAAACCCAGUGGUUUUAUUGGUCGGUCAUCGUAUUGGUGCUCUUCAACACGAUAUGUGUCGCCGUCGAGCACUAUAAUCAGCCUGAAUGGCUUACUUCAUUUUUAUAUUAUGCAGAGUAUGUAUUUCUUGGUUUGUUUAUGAUGGAAAUGAUAGUUAAAAUGUACGCACUGGGUCCACGAAUUUACUUCGAAUCUUCUUUCAACCGUUUCGACUGCGUUGUCAUUUCCGGCUCAAUCUUCGAGGUUGUGUGGUCGGAAGUGAAGGGCGGUUCCUUUGGUCUUUCUGUCUUGAGAGCUCUAAGACUGCUGAGGAUAUUCAAGGUCACAAAGUAUUGGUCAUCAUUAAGGAACCUGGUGAUAUCUCUACUGAACUCAAUGAGGUCUAUCAUUUCGUUGCUGUUCCUGCUGUUCUUGUUCAUUCUUAUCUUCGCUCUACUCGGCAUGCAGCUCUUCGGAGGACAGUUCAACUUCGAGGAGGGCACGCCGGCGACCAACUUCAACACCUUUCCUAUUGCGUUGCUCACUGUCUUCCAGAUUCUCACAGGUGAAGAUUGGAACGAGGUUAUGUAUCACGGCAUCCAAUCUCAAGGAGGUAUUCAGAAGGGCAUGCUGUACUCAUUGUACUUUGUCGUUCUGGUCUUAUUCGGCAACUACACAUUGCUGAACGUGUUCCUUGCCAUCGCUGUCGACAACUUGGCUAAUGCCCAGGAACUGACAGCCGCCGAAGAGGAACAAGUCGAGGAAGACAAAGAGAAGCAGCAACAAGAAUUGGAGAAAGAGAUGGGUGCGUUACACGCGUUGGACGGGACUCCACCUGGAGUUGACUUAAGUCCGUCGUCGCCGGCGAGUAGGAAGAAUAAAAAGAAAGAAGAGGCCAAAAAAGAUGAAGAUGAAGAGAUACCAGACGGACCAAAACCAAUGCUGCCAUAUUCGUCCAUGUUUAUUUUAUCACCUACUAAUCCAAUAAGGAGAGGCGCACACUGGGUUGUAAAUUUAAGAUAUUUUGAUUUUUUUAUCAUGGUAGUUAUAUGUAUGAGCUCUGCAGCUUUAGCAGCCGAAGAUCCCGUACGCGAAAAAAGCAAAUGGAACGAAAUAUUAAAUUACUUCGAUUACGCGUUCACGGGCGUUUUCACUGUGGAGAUGCUGCUGAAGAUCAUCGAUCUUGGCAUCCUGUUCCACCCGGGCGCCUACCUCCGCGACCUCUGGAACAUCAUGGACGCCGCCGUCGUGAUCUGCGCCCUCGUCAGCUUUGGCUUCGAGAUCGGGGGCGUUAAAAGUGGCGCGGGUCAGAAUCUGUCGACGAUAAAGUCGUUGAGAGUGUUACGUGUGUUAAGACCGUUGAAAACUAUAAAACGUGUUCCAAAACUAAAAGCAGUGUUCGACUGUGUCGUGAACUCUUUGAAGAACGUCAUUAACAUUCUCAUUGUGUACAUAUUGUUUCAAUUCAUAUUCGCCGUAAUCGCGGUGCAACUUUUUAAUGGUAAAUUUUUUUUCUGCUCGGAUAUCAGUAAGAAUACGAAGACAGACUGCCAAGGGUCGUACUUCGUGUACGAGUCGAACAGCUUACUGCCGCGCAUCCACAGGCGGACGUGGACGACGCAGUCAUUCCACUACGACAACGUCGCCUCCGCCAUGCUGACGUUGUUUGCUGUACAGACGGGCGAAGGAUGGCCGCAAGUACUACAGAACUCGAUGGCCGCAACGUACGAAGAAAGGGGACCCAUACAAAAUUUUCGUAUAGAAAUGUCCAUAUUUUAUAUAGUUUACUUCGUGGUGUUUCCGUUCUUCUUCGUUAACAUAUUCGUAGCUCUGAUUAUUAUAACGUUUCAAGAGCAGGGCGAAGCGGAAUUGCAAGACGGCGAAAUCGACAAAAAUCAGAAAUCAUGUAUAGACUUCACGAUAGAAGCGAGACCUCUCGAAAGGUACAUGCCAAGUAAAAGAGCGAGUUUUAAGUACAAAGUUUGGAGAAUAGUCGUUUCCACGCCCUUCGAGUAUCUCAUCAUGACCCUCAUUGUCCUCAAUACGUUAUUGCUCAUGAUGAAGUACUAUCAUCAAAAUGACGACUACGCGGAUUUCCUCAAGUAUUCGAAUAUGGGGUUUACUGGAAUGUUUUCCGUGGAAACGGUGUUGAAAAUCAUCGCUUACGGUGUGAAAAAUUUUUUCAAAGACCCGUGGAAUACUUUUGACUUCAUCACGGUCAUUGGAAGUAUUAUUGACGCCUUAAUUAUGGAGUUUGGCGAGAACACUUUCAACGUCGGCUUCCUUCGCUUGUUUCGGGCCGCUCGACUGAUCAAGCUGCUCAGACAGGGUUACACCAUCCGGAUACUUCUCUGGACGUUCGUGCAGAGUUUCAAAGCCUUACCCUACGUGUGCCUUCUCAUCGCGAUGCUGUUUUUCAUUUACGCCAUCAUCGGAAUGCAGGUGUUUGGAAAUAUAGAAUUAACGCCCGAGCAAGACAUAAAUAGGCAUAAUAACUUUCAGAGCUUUAUUCAAGCCCUGAUGCUUCUGUUCAGGUGUGCCACAGGUGAAUCGUGGCCUAAUAUAAUGUUAGCGUGCCUCAAACCAGCCAAAUGUGACGGGCGCGCUGGCAAACCGCCACACGAAGCUUGCGGAAGCACCCUCGCUUAUGCAUACUUUGUAUCGUUCAUUUUCUUUUGUUCAUUUCUCAUGUUGAAUUUGUUCGUCGCCGUAAUUAUGGAUAACUUUGAUUAUCUAACGAGAGACUCGUCGAUUCUCGGCGCCCAUCAUCUCGACGAAUUCGUCAGGAUAUGGGCCGAGUACGAUCCAAACGCAACAGGGAAAAUUCAUUACACCGAAAUGUAUGAUAUGUUAAAAAACAUGGAUCCCCCGUUGGGGUUUGGAAACAAAUGCCCGAACAGACUUGCGUAUAAGAAGCUAAUUAGAAUGAAUAUGCCGCUAGAUGAAGAAGGAAAAGUUAACUUCACCACAACACUGUUUGCCUUAAUAAGAGAAAAUUUAAAUAUCAAGAUGAGAUCUGCUGAAGAAAUGGAUCAGGCAGACGAAGAACUCAGAGAAACAAUAACCCACAUAUGGCCAUUACAAUCGAAGAAGAUGCUCGACUUGCUGGUGCCUCGAAAUGAUGUCCUCAACCAAGGAAAACUAACAGUUGGAAAGAUCUAUGCUGGCCUUUUGAUUUUAGAGAGCUGGAGAUCAACUAGAUUUGGCCAGACAGAACCACGGGGUGACCAGGCAUACAACGAGAAUAGCCCUACGGCGAUUCAGCCGAAGGCGACCUUGUUUAACUGCCUGCUGAAUGUGGCCGCGGGCCUCGGGCCUGGUUCCCGGGCCGGCUCGCUCAGCCACGAAGGACCCGCAACCGAAGGCCACCCAGACCACACAUUAGCGAACCUCGCAAGGCGCAAUACAAGAAAAUCUUUCAAGAACAAUAAAAAGGUUUUGGAACUCCCAGGAUCACACCACGCGUCAAUGGAAUCAUUAGAUGAAGGAAGGCUACAAGCCCCGCAGACUUACCAGAACGGACACCACGGUAGAUCGUCCAGCUUAAGACGCACGCCAAGUCCAAGAAGAAGAGGGCAUUACGGAGGUUAUCAUCACGACAUUGGCUUCUCAGACACCGUUAGCAACGUCGUCGAGAUAGUCAAGCAUGAGCACCAGAGACACGGGCGAGCGCAUCGAGCACCUCAUCACUACUACCCACAUGGGAAGGAGUGGAGGGCGCCGCACCCCACGACCAGCCUGAGCCAGCCCUCGCGAUCGCCCAGCCCGCCACAUCACACCUACGUUUGGGCUCCGAUAGGUGGUGAGCGGGAGCGGGAACGAGACCGCGAGUGGCGGGAGUGGCGCGACCGGUCGUGGGAGCGCGAAGGCACCAGACGCGGUCGCGGCCGCCAGCUCCCGCCCACGCCCACCAAGCCGUCCACGCUACACGUCAAGCAGCAGCCACCAUUCACAAGAAUCAGCCACAGUCCUUCGCACUUAUCACUAAGGCACACGGUCAGAGAACCCGUGGAGCCCUUACAUGAUGAGUACGAAUACGGCAGAGAAGUUGAAAGACUGAUACACCGAGAUUAUAGAUCUAGAGAAAGACGCGUACGAACGUACGAGCCGGAGGUAACCGCGCGACCGUACGAGGCUCCGCUGAGCUACGAGGCGGCGCUGGCGAUGGGUCGCGGCGGAGGGGGCGGGGGUGGGGGGCGCGCGCUGCCGUCGCCGGCGCCGCGGCUGCCCAACGGGUACAAGCCGCGCGCACGCCACUCGGACUCGGACGAGGACGACUGGUGCUAGCGGCGCGGGCGCGCGCGCACUCACACUCCCGCGCCGCGCCGCACCACCUCCCCCACGACGUGUUAUACUGUUUACCCGACUUUUCGAAACUUUCGUUUGUAAUCCGCUAAACAUUUUACUCGUUGAUUUGUAUUAUCUACGGUUAAGGUGAUCUAAGUGUAAAACGGUGCCGGACGUUUCGUUUGCGCUAGGAUUUUUACGUAAAAUGUUAUUAGUAUGUAUUGUAAACUUUCUAUAUUACAUUUGCACUACGUGAGGGCUAUGUUUGCCGCCUGGUGAAACGAAGAGGGUCGCGCCGCCUCCGUUGCUACUCCGUGACCGAGCAAGUCGAACGCCGCAAGCGACGGACAAGCUGGUUUACAAUUUUAUAUCUUACGAUUUCGCAGAUAAGGUCUUAAAUGGUAAGCCAAGUGGUUCGGGGAAGCUGCGGAACGACACUAUUUAAUAAAAGUUAUUCAGGGCGUUACCACCACUGCGCCCCUGGGUCGUUGCGGCGAGACCUCAUUUGAAACCGUUUCAUGUUCAAAUGAAAGACGUUGAGAGAACACUAGAAAUUCAUCGUCAAACAAAUUAUUACUAGUAUUGUAUAAAUAUUUACAUAGAAAAUAAUUUUUACUUAGUUAAUAUCGUAUUAAAUAAAUAAUUACAUUUUUAUUGAAUUUGCUGUCCUUCCCCCAAGUGCUUUAUACCUACGUUAUUUAAAUUUAAAUACGAUUAUAUUAUAAUGGCGGAAUAUAUUAUUAUGUAAAUUUAAAAAUAUAUCUCUGCGUUAAACUAUACCCAAAUUGUUGAUUCGUGAAUUAUAUUUAUCGCUUAUAAGAUUUACGUGUCUGGUGCAAUGAUUUUCUUGGAUUAAAUUCUUAAAAUUCAUAUCAUUUCGUAACUAACUAAACAAAACUAACAUUUUCUGUUUCAAUUAAUAUUUUCUGUACUCGUAUCUAAUUUUCUUUGCACAAACAAAAAAAGUCGAGAUGUUUUAUAUCAAUUUUGUUGAAGAAUGAAUAUAAUUUUAUGAAAUCGAAUUAUAAAAAUCAAACCAAUCCAAGAGCAAAUCAUCACCAGGCAAAAGUUUUUUUUUUUUUGUACAAUCAACAACAGAAUUGGUUUUAGAUUUGUUUAGAAACUAAAGACGCUCUUUGCGUGUACGUACAUGUUAGAUUUGAUAUGAAUUUCAGAUUUUUAUAAAUUAUUAAUAUAAAUAAAUAUAAAAUGGUACAAAACCAAUUCUGUCGUAGUAUGUACCGUUCGAUAGUCCGAUGUAGUCCUUGUACCAUCACGAACAAAAAAUACAUUGUCAUAUAUUAGUCACUCGUUAGUGAACCUCUAUAAUGCGACUGUUGUACUUUAAGGGUUAGAUGUCGAAAGAAAUAAUUAUAUAUAUUGAACUAAUAUUACAGAAUAAGACGUACUUUGAUAUCAAAAAGUCAAAAUGAUUACAUGCAAAGCCUUUGACUUGUUUUUAUUACAAUUUAAAUGUUUGAAAAAAUCACUAUGACCAUUUACCGCGAGCUGUGCCUAAAAUAGAGAACUUUUUAAUGAAUCAUGAAGCAAUAAAGACAUAAAUUUUGAAGAAAUAAAUUAUGAUAAAUUUAUUAAAAAUAUAUUUACGCUCUAUAAUUUGCGUAAUUACUGUAGGGUAUCUUGUGA
Messenger RNA from Bombyx mandarina (wild silkworm), 7825 nucleotides. RefSeq names its product calcium voltage-gated channel subunit cacophony (gene cac). The record is from RefSeq and is a predicted model, not a curated record. Gene Ontology annotation, molecular function: high voltage-gated calcium channel activity; calcium ion binding. Lineage: Eukaryota; Metazoa; Arthropoda; Insecta; Lepidoptera; Bombycidae. Gene Ontology annotation, biological process: chemical synaptic transmission; calcium ion import across plasma membrane. Gene Ontology annotation, cellular component: voltage-gated calcium channel complex; membrane.